This is a messenger RNA of Thamnophis sirtalis, 813 nucleotides long. It is a transcript of the gene FOXI2, whose product is annotated as forkhead box I2. The record is from RefSeq and is a predicted model, not a curated record. Lineage: Eukaryota; Metazoa; Chordata; Lepidosauria; Squamata; Natricidae. Gene Ontology annotation, biological process: cell differentiation; anatomical structure morphogenesis; regulation of transcription by RNA polymerase II. Gene Ontology annotation, molecular function: RNA polymerase II cis-regulatory region sequence-specific DNA binding; DNA-binding transcription factor activity, RNA polymerase II-specific.
AUGGACGGGCUGGAGGUCCAGCCGCCGCUCAGCGCCCGCGACCUCCUGGACGCGGCAGCCCCUUUCUGCGACCCCCGGAGCCUCCUCCCGACCUCGCAGCCGCCCAAAGUCGGCUACGGCCGGGGCGAGUCGAGCGGGGGCGGCGGCGGACCUUAUCUGUGGCUCAACGGGGCGCCCAGCCCUUACUUGCCCGGUGCCAACGGGGCGCCCGGCUCCUUCGUGCCCUCGGCUGCCUACGGGACGGGCGCCCGGCAGCUGCUGGCCGCCCAGGCGGCGGUGGGACCCCCCGAGCUCAGCUGGCUGUCCCUAGCGAGCCACCAGCAGGACUUCUUCAAGCUGGUGCGGCCGCCCUACUCCUACUCGGCGCUGAUCGCCAUGGCCAUCCAGAGCGCCCCUUCCAACAGGCUGACCUUGAGCCAGAUCUACCAGUACGUGGCUGCCACCUUCCCUUUCUACAAGAAGAGCAAAGGCGGCUGGCAGAACUCAAUCCGGCACAACCUCUCGCUUAACGACUGCUUCAAGAAAGUGGCGAGGCUCCAGGACGACCCAGGUAAAGGGAAUUACUGGAUGCUUGACCCCAACUGUGAGAAGAUGUUUGAUAAUGGCAACUUCAGAAGGAAGAGAAAGAGACGUUCUGAUGCAGCCAGUGGGCCUGGAGUCCAUAACAAAAUGGGGGACAAAACUGCUUUUCUGGAAAUUAAAUGUAAUUACCAACUUGUGAGAGUGAGUGCACGAAACAAUGACAGAAAUAUUUCGGAAAUUGUGUAUAUAAAGGAUGUAGACAUCAAGUUUAAGAAAGUAGAUAUAUUUUGA